AUGCGUGUUUUUUAUUGGAACGCUCAAGGCUUGGCUAAAGAUGGUGCAAGAGCCAAGUUGCAUGAGCUUUCUUUCUUGCACAAAGCUGACAUAAUUUGCAUUGCAGAGCCGCAUAUUUUCUGCAAUGUACGUUUUGUUAGGUCGCUUAAACUGGUUGAUUUUUGUGAAGAUGUUAUUACAAACGAGGUUGAUGGAGAAAAAGGUAAUAUUUUUAUUUUAUGGAGGAAUACUCUAUUGAGGCCUGAUAUUUUAUCUACUUCAAAGCAAGCAAUUACUGUGAAUUUUGUGGGGGAUUUCAUUACGGCAGUUCAUGCUUCUUAUAAUCCGGUGGUAAGAAAGAGACUUUGGCGUCAAUUGGGUUUAGGUUUCAUAUCUAUUCCUUGGUUGGUGUUGGGAGAUUUUAAUUGCGUUUUACGCUUGGAGGAAAAGAAGGGUGGAAGGCCGAUCAAAGAGGUUUAUAUGAAUGAGUUUCGUAGCUGGAUUUCUGACAAUGGUUUGGUUGAGGUUGAUGCUAUUGGUUUUAUGCAGUUGGUUGAGGAGAACUGGAAUUUGGAUCUUAAUGGUGCUCCCCCCUUUGUUUUUACUUCUAAGCUGAGGAGAUUAAAGGAGGUGUUGAAGAUUUGGAACAAAACUAUUUUUGGAGAUGUGCAAUUUCGCUUGAAGCUGGCUGAAUUGAAACUUGAAACUGAGAAUGAUCUUCUUGAUUAUGAUCCGGCUGAUGAGUUUCAAUUCCUAAAGGUUACGGAUGCCAAAAAGGAUGUUGAUGAUGUGAGAACUGAGUUGGCAAUUAUGCUUAAGAUGAAGUCGAGAGUAACUUGGUUGGAGGAUGGUGACCAACAUACUCGUUUCUUUCAUAAUAGCAUCCGCAUGAGGAGAAGUCAAAAUACCAUCUCAGAGCUUAAGGUUUCUAACGAUACUACUUUGCUUUUGCAGGAUGAGAUAAAGGAUUUCAUUGUUAAUCAUUAUCAGGCCAAGUUCAAUGGUGGUGACGUUCAUAUUGAUCCAGUUUUUUUUUGA
Papaver somniferum (opium poppy) is the source of this 1017-nucleotide messenger RNA. RefSeq lists its product as uncharacterized. The transcript is spliced from 2 exons. NCBI's taxonomy places the organism in Eukaryota, Viridiplantae, Streptophyta, Magnoliopsida, Ranunculales, Papaveraceae. Bases 1 to 1017 code for a protein of 338 amino acids. The record is from RefSeq and is a predicted model, not a curated record.